CUGAGUAAUGCCAGCGGUUUCUCAAAUGGCUGAUGCAAACCUGGAGAAUUUGCAUCAUCAUUCAGCUAGAGUAACUUGGUAUGACAAGAGCUUAAAUACAAGUCCAUGCGGAAGCUGAGCUGGUUUCCAAUGAUAGGGCAGUACCACAGUGUGAAAACGCAGGUGUUCCUGAGCUGGGCUUGGAUCACAGGAAGGGCUCACAUACUCUUUAAGAGCUUGUUACCUGUGUGUAGGAGCAGCUGGAAAGAUAAGAGAAAACAGAGGAAGAGACAAAGUAGUUGGCUACAUAGAGGAGGAAAAAAAACCCUUCAGUUUCUGCUGAAAACUUUCCUGCCUGUGCUUGCCAGCAGUGUGCUGGUGGCACUGUAGCAUGUUUAGGAAAGCUGCUGUGCCCACGGUCUCUAAUGGAAGCUACUUGCAGGGACAAGCUAAUGGCAAGUUGUCCUCUCUGGACAGUGGAGAGCCAGCCCAGGAGGGAAAAGUUGUGCUGAAGAAGAAAGUGACGCUUUUGAGGGGGAUAUCCAUCAUAAUUGGCACUAUCAUUGGAGCUGGCAUCUUCAUCUCUCCCAAAGGCAUCCUGAAGAACACAGGCAGUGUGGGCAUGUCCUUGACUGUCUGGACAGUGUGUGGUGUCCUCUCGCUUUUUGGUGCCCUCUGCUAUGCUGAACUAGGAACAUGCAUUAAGAAAUCUGGUGGUCACUACACCUAUAUCCUGGAGGCCUUUGGCCCAUUACCUGCAUUUGUGAGGGUCUGGGUUGAACUCCUCAUCAUUCGCCCUGCUGCCACAGCAGUGAUAUCAUUGGCAUUUGGACGCUACAUCUUGGAGCCUUUCUUUAUGCAGUGUGAAAUCCCAGAGCUUGCGAUUAAACUUAUUACAGCUGUUGGCAUCACACUGGUGAUGGUCCUGAAUAGCACAAGUGUCAGCUGGAGUGCCCGCAUUCAGAUGUUCCUUACCUUUUGUAAGCUUGUAGCAAUUCUGAUAAUUAUAGUCCCUGGAGUUAUCCAGCUAAUUAAAGGAGAAACACAGCACUUUAAAAAUGCCUUUGCAGGGAAUGAUGCCACUGUUAUGGGAUUACCACUUGCUUUCUAUUCAGGAAUGUAUGCCUAUUCAGGCUGGUUUUACCUCAAUUUUGUUACUGAAGAAGUGGAAAACCCUGAAAAAAACAUACCCCUCGCAAUAUGCAUUUCAAUGAUUAUCGUCACAGUUGGCUAUGUGUUAACAAACGUGGCUUAUUUCACUACAAUCAGUGCUGGGGAAUUGCUGCUUUCAAAAGCUGUAGCAGUGACCUUUGCUGAACGACUAAUGGGAAACUUCUCUUUAGCUGUACCCGUGUUUGUUGCUCUCUCCUGCUUUGGAUCUAUGAAUGGUGGUGUUUUUGCAGUCUCCAGGAUGUUCUUCGUUGCAUCCCGUGAGGGUCACCUUCCAGAAAUUCUCUCCAUGAUUCAUGUCCGCAAGCACACUCCUCUGCCAGCUGUCAUUGUUUUGCAUCCUCUCACAAUGAUAAUGUUAUUCAACGGGGAUCUCUACAGCCUCUUGAAUUUCCUCAGCUUUGCCAGGUGGCUUUUUAUUGGACUAGUAGUUGCUGGGUUGAUUUAUCUCAGAUAUAAACGUCCUGAUAUGCCUCGUCCUUUCAAGGUUCCUCUAUUUAUUCCAGCGUUGUUUUCCUUCACUUGCCUCUUCAUGGUUGCGCUGUCACUUUACUCUGACCCAGUGAACACAGGGAUUGGAUUUGCAAUAACUUUGACUGGCAUUCCUGCCUACUACCUCUUCAUUGUAUGGGACAAUAAGCCAAAGUGGUUCAGAAAGCUUCUAGGCAGGGUAACCACAACAUUACAAAUCCUCUUGGAAGUCAUCCCAGCAGAGGAAGAUCAGAAAUCAUGAUCACCAUGUACAGCUUUUGGCUGGGUGUUUCAUUUCUACCUGAAAUAAAAAGAGUAGGGAGAUUUAUCUCCCUUCCUAACAUGCUGCAAACUGGAGGAACAAGUCACAGUUGCAAUGGAUACCGAACAAGUCCCUUACCAGAAUUGUCUUUUAUGAUGCUGUUGCAACAUUUUUUCUUUUAACACAGUUGGUCUAUAUGUAGAAAGCAUAGUAGGUUUAAGUGAUGUGUAAUAGCUGGGUGUACUGUGAAGAAUGGAUCUUGCUUUCUGUCCCUGGAGAUCUCAACUCUCACCAGAGUAAGGGUGAAAUAAAGCUGCUGAAUUUCACAUACUACAUUCUUCCCAUCACUCUGUUUGGCAGCCUGAUUUGACUUUUGACUUGCUGGAAGCCCCAGCGCACAGAUACAGAAGCACAACUCCUCAGACAUUUGUGAUGGCAAACUCAAGUCUUCAUUCCAGAGUUCUUACACCAUAGCCAACAGAAAUAUCUUCUGAGACUCAAUAUUUCUGCCAGUGGGGCAGAAAGAUUUUAGCACGGGAAUUUUAGCAGUAAUUUCAUGCAUGUUAACUUUUUUACCAGGCUGGAAUUGAUGACUGGUUUUUACCAGUGUUUGUGUACCUACAUACACAAAAUCCAGCAAGUUGAGCACUGACCUUCAAAUGAGUCAAAAUAUUUGAAGAUCACCUCCACUGCUGUAUGAAUAUUUCCUAUCUGGGAGCAUAGGGUCCUGCAGUUAUAAGUCAGGCAACCCUGAUUUUAAAGUUUUACAUCAGUGUUGGUGGGCAGAAAUAGAUGUCACUCAGUAGGAACAUGGUAAAGACAUGGCAAUAAAUGCAAUACUUUUUUAUGAAUAAGGCAUAAGGCAGGCUACAGCAGAUUUGCUGAUUUGAGUAGGAUGUGUGCCUGAUCUGUGGGCUUUUCACUCAAGCACACUCCAGUUAACAGAGCUUUGGAACGCUGAGGAACAUGUGCUUUUCCUGUCUUCUCACGGAUUUUAUCUCAGCAGUAACAGAGAAAGGCCUUCAAAACUGAUAAAAUGAAAUGAAAUUCAUCUCCAGAGCUAUUUUUGAGCUGAACUCUGGCUCAAAUAUGAGCUGAAAUUUUGCCCUUUUUAAAAGAUAAUUGUAUAGCUGAAGAAGAUUUUAAUACUUAGAAAUUGAAUUUUAUAUUCUUAAUGACUACCCAACCUUAAGGUUAAGGUUUAUUAUCACUCUGUUAAGAACAUAACACCUAACUAUUGAAUGCACUACUAUUUGAGCUGUCUGCUUUCAGCAAGUCACGUUUCAUGAAAAUUCUUAUGGAAUUAAGCAACAUUUAACUUCCUAAAUUGGGAGAAAAGCACAACUAGUAGCCAGACCACUACAGUAAAGGGAGACUGUGUAUUGUAUAUGUGUUGUAUAUAUCCAGAAUAUCUACUGCUUUAAAGGUGUACAGUAAUGUGUCUUAAAUGUAUACCUGUAUUUUGAUUUUGUAUCUCUGUGGUGGAAUUCACAAAAGUAGGGAAAUGCAAGUAACCGCUUAUGGAGAAGAGCAGUAAUUUAAGACACAAGAAGCAUUUUGCAAAUAGUGUUUUUCUUUUAAUGUUUUCUGUUUACAGCAAUUUAGUGUUAUUUGAAAUUUUUUUUAGGCAAAUAUUUUGAGAGAGUUUUUUGUGCUGACAGUAGAUGUGUUUAUUUAGUACUUACCUUUGGGUCACAAUUCUGCCCUUGAGGCCAUCUCCUGCCAUCCCCGUUCUUUGGGGUUGGCCUCUGUCGUCAUGGAGCAUCUUUAAAGUACACAAACUCUGCUUCUCUCUGACAGAAAUAAUCUGUCUGGCACCCUGCAGGAGGGCAUCUAACCCAUUCCUCCCCUAAUGAAUGCAAAGCGCAUGGGAUCCAGAGCAAACCACUUCCAGAGCAACAGUGGAUGCGACUAUGUCACUCUGUUUUGUUCCCAUGUAUUCACUUCUGUUGUGCCACAUUACUUGAAAAUUGGAUUGUUGGCAGUGUUAACUUGUAGAAAUAAAUGGGCUCCAUAACUAUAACUGGAUGUUGCUUUAUUUUCCCAUUGUGGUUUUUAAGGUUUAGAAAUGUUUCUGAAGCCUGAUUCAGUGAACAGAUUUUUACUAGCUUUAGUUGAUGCAAAGGGUUAAUUUAUCCCAAGGGAAAUCCUAGGACUUGUUGAUUAUGAAGUUAUAUACUUUAGGAAGGAAAAAAAAAUUACAUGCAAAAUAAAAAUCUGGAGUUUUUGAAGGUGCACAGGGAUUUUAAUUUCAGGUCUAGUUUCUUUAGCACAUGCAAAUGCAAUACAAAAUAAUGUAAUUGGGUUUCCACUGUAUGAUGAAAAUCAGUAUUAGGGAUUUUUAUUACUCUUGAAAGUGAGGCAUAGCUUCAGAAAUUGAGUAAAAACAUAUUUUCUUAAAGCAUCAAGUUCUCUUAUAAGGUUGUUAAGUAUUUCUUUUCAGAGUCAUAGAGGAAAUUCUUCUAGAAUAAAGAAUAAACUUUUUAUAUAUUUUUUCUUAUUAGGGCCUGAGGUGGUCAGCCAAUAAGACCAUUUCUGUGGAGAUAUUCAGUGGCUCUUAUUUUUCUUGCCUUUUGCACUUUUAUACCAACUGGAUGUGCCAAAAGAUAUCUUCCUUUUUUUUUUUUUUUUAGGUGGUUGUUCCUGUUUUUUUUUCUUCUUUGAAUUUGUCGCUUUUCUGGGGUAUAGGUAAAAGUUUCCCUGAGGGCAAGAGAAAUUGGUAUCUUAUGUGAGUAGCAAAUACUGGUCAGGUUUAGUAUAAGAUAAAGAAACCAUUCAGCACCUGAAGCCUCUGGAGGGGCUGACAUGCCUUUGCAUUUCCUAAUCUGGAGCAUCAUGAUUCCCCUGUAAGAAUUAUUUAUUUUCAAUUCAAAUUGAAACAGAGGCUUCUUUUGAUCACACUACAUCUUCUGUAUUUUUCAAUCUGAAUGGAAAAAAAAAACCCCAAAAAACUUUGCUUGCCAAAAGUUCAUGUGCCUCUCACUAUAUGUAAAUAAAUAUAACUUUGUCUGAAUGUGUAUGCUCCUGCUUUUUUGAUUUUCACAGGAAAAUCAGGCUUCAAUUUAAGAAUAGUUUUCAAAUAUUUUUCUACACAAGAAAGUAGUAGUUACCUAUUUCCACAGGGUGCAUAAUUGUGUUGAUG
Molecule: messenger RNA, 5024 nt
Organism: Motacilla alba alba
Lineage: Eukaryota; Metazoa; Chordata; Aves; Passeriformes; Motacillidae
Gene: SLC7A11
Product: solute carrier family 7 member 11
Exons: 12
Coding region: 371-1882 (503 amino acids)
Biological process (GO): amino acid transmembrane transport
Cellular component (GO): membrane
Molecular function (GO): L-amino acid transmembrane transporter activity
Source: RefSeq, a predicted model, not a curated record